Messenger RNA from Anopheles funestus (African malaria mosquito), 7415 nucleotides. It is a transcript of the gene Strn-Mlck, whose product is annotated as muscle M-line assembly protein unc-89. The record is from RefSeq and is a predicted model, not a curated record. NCBI's taxonomy places the organism in Eukaryota, Metazoa, Arthropoda, Insecta, Diptera, Culicidae.
UUAUUUAAAUUCCCUCCGCACAGGGUCAUCCAACGCUAGUCGAACGAGUGCCGCUGGUCCUUGAGGUGGGCGAACAGUGCAAAGUGAUCUGGUUGAAAUCAAGUUGAAGGUUGCAAAGGGAAAGUGUAGUGAGAGUUGGGCAGAAACAUUGGCUGUGUGCUAUACAGGUUGAACGACGCGAACCUAGUCCACCGCGAUGGUACGCAAGGAGCAAAGUGACGGAUCGAUCCCGCAGGUGAUCGUGACCGAGCAGGAGCAGCCGGGCGAUGAUCGGUCGAUGUCGCGCGAGGGCACCUACUCACGGGAACCGUCCCGGGAUCGCCGUUCCCGUUCCGUUUCCAUCUCGCGCCUCCGGGUGAACGAUCCGCUGCGCAAGGAGAUGAUGUUUGUGAGGGAAAAGUCUCCGUUCGAGAUUGGGGAGAACCGCGACGUGCAGGUCGCCUCCUGUAAGGCCAUCAUCGAUAAGGCGCUGGUGAUGGACGUGUCGGGCGGUGUGACGAACGUGGACGAGUACAUUUCGCUCUUCUUCGUUUCGGGCAUUGUCAUCGACGAGGCCUCCUGUAAGGACAUCUCGACCGCGGUAGAGGUAACGAUCGUCGAGGAGGAAGAGGAACGUCCCGAACUGGUGGUGUUGCCGCUCGUCGAAGAGGAACUGCCGGUGGUUGAGGAGGAACCGGGACAAAAAAAAACUUCGACUGAGGAUCUUGAAGAUAGCCGCGAAACCGAACCCCCCCUGGUGGCGACCGAUGGUGAACAGCUCGAGGGUGCUGCCGAACAUGACGUAGAACCAACCGAACCGGACGGAACUGAAGCACUCGAAGAUGUGACGGACGAACCGGCGGAAGACUUUGGCGGAGAGGAAACUGCCGAACCGGCCGAACCCGAACCAUUGCCCGAAGCGCCGGCCGAACCGAUGGAUGAUGAAUCUGAUUUAAAAGCCGACGGUGACGAGUCCGGGGAGUCUUAUAGCGAAACGGAGGAAUCAUCGUCAGAACUAUCCUACUCCUAUAGCGACAUGUCCGUGGACGAAGUGGAUCCCUCCGAGUGGCGCGUGUUCCACGAGGAUGAGGACGAAAUCGCGAUGAUUAAGUUCGAGCAGCGGGAGAAAACGCCCGAGCUGACGGAGAAGGAAAAGGAUGCCGAGUUCCAGCGAGUCCGGAAGGCGUCGCGUCCACCGCUAUACCUCACCAAGCUGACCGACCGGAGCGCCCCCACAGGUUCGACCAUCAAGCUACAGUGUACGGUCGAGGGCCAGGAGGUGACGGUACGGUGGAUGAAAAAUGAUCUGCCCAUCGAGCGGUCCGCCAACCUGCAGACAUCGGCCGCCGACGGUCUGUACACGCUCACGAUCAAGGACCUGAAACAUUCGGAUGCGGGCGAGUACAAGAUAUAUGCGAAGAACCGGGGCGGUGAGAUCCCGUCCGUCGCACGUGUAAAGGUGUACGAUGCGAUAAAGCCCAAGUGUCAGCUUCCAUUCUUUGUUAAAGUCAGAGACUACUUCCACCAUGCGCUGAAUGAUCUGGUGAUUGAAUGUCAGAUCAUGUUCCAGCAGGAAUGGUCCAUCCCGACGAUUACCUGGCUCAAGGACGGUGAUCCAAUUGUGCUUGACCAGCGAAUAGGUGCCACCUACGAGGGUGAGGAGAUAUUCCAGCUGAACAUCUACGACCCAACACCGGAGGACAGUGGACGGUACACGUGUAUCGCGGAGAAUGAGGCAGGCCGUAGCCAGAUCUCGCACACCGUCGACUUUGUAGACAAGGUGCCCUAUAUGCGACUUCCGGGCAUUACCAAUGCCGAUCGCAAGCAGCUGACGGAGGAAGAGAUCGAGGAGCGCAAGCGCGAAGAGCAGCGCAUUAAGAAGGAAGCCCAGGAGCGAUUGGCUGGUGGUGGAAAGUCGGGUCGUGGCGGUGAGGACGUACACGAACCGUACGAAUCGGAAUCGUUCGUCAUACGCGACUCGAAGAACAAGCUAACCUGGGCCGGUCAGCUGCACAACAUCACCACGACGAAGGGUGCGGUGGUGAAGAUGACCUGUUCGGCUAACGGACCGUUGCCGAUGUUCAAAUGGCAGCGUAAUGGCCGAGCGAUCGACUUCGGCGAUCACGUGAAGCUGAUGAACAGUGGCGCGAUCGGACAGAUCGUCAUCAAUGGUGUGACGCGCAAAGAUGCGGGCGAAUAUACCUGCACGGCGAAGAACAGCCACAACGAGGUGAAGACGACAUGCGUACUGAAGGUGAUAACGCUACCGUCGGCCGAAUCGACACCGGCCACGUUUACGAGAGCCGUGAAGGAGUUCUACGACAUCCGAGCCGAUGAUCUGGUGCUAGAGGUAAACGUACAUGGCGUCCCGAAGCCGACGAUCAAGUGGCUGAAGGAUGGUGAAGAUGUCGUGCUCGGCGAAAAGUUCCUCAUCAACCGUGAACCGAACGGUGUGUAUCAGCUGUGCAUCCACAAGCCGGUCGCGUCCGACUGUGGUGUGUACGAGUGCCAGGCGGUCAACUCGGCCGGUACGGCCAAGGUGUCGCACGAGGUAAGCUUCACGUCGAAGGAUAAGUUGAUUCACGUGCAGCACAUCGAACAUGCGGACUACUUUAAAAGACGGCUCGAGGAGAAGGAAGCGGCCAGUCUACUGUUAACGGCGGAACCGACCCCACCAACCGACCAACAGGCGCAACAGACCGCCCCAGCCCCGUCACAGGCACAGCAACAAGCGGAACCGACACCGGUGACUACAGGCGAGUCUGUUGCACCGGCAGAUACCGAGUCCGAAGCAACCGGUGAAGAAACCGCACCAGCAGCACCGGACGCUUCUCAAGAGCAAGCUGCACCGGCACCGAAACCGAAACCCGCAUUCAAGGCGAUGCCACGCAAACGCUUCGAGGAUGGACCGGUGGAACCGUUCGUCAUCCGCGACUCGAAGAACCGGCUGAUGUGGGAGACGAAGCUGAAGAACCAAACGGCACCGGCCGGCAAGACGAUGAAGCUGACGUGCAGUGUGACUGGGCCACAGCCGACGUGGCGCUGGUUGAAGAACGGUAAGCCGCUCGUCUGGAGCAAGAACGUCAUCAACGCGACCAAGGCUGAGUUUGGAUGUGUGCGCAUCACACCAACAACCGUUGCCGAUUCGGGCGAGUAUACGGCGUACGCGAAGAACAGUUUCGGCGAGAUCGAAAGCUCCUGCACGGUCAACAUUUUUGCAACGGAAAAGGACAUCGAGACGGUGCCAACGUUCACGCGGGUCAUUGACUACUACGAUUCCUUAGUGGAUGAUCUGAUCCUGGAGGUGCACGUACGCGGUGUUCCCGAUCCGAAACUGACCUGGGAGCGUGACGGUGUGGAGUUUACGAAUGAAACGGAUCGUGUGAUUAUCUCUCGCCAGGGUGACGGUGUAUACCGAUUGAGCAUCCACAAUCCGGAGAAGCUCGACGGUGGAAAAUGGGUGGUAACGGCCAAGAAUCAUGCCGGUGAGGAGAAGCUUAAGCAUUCGGUUACCUUCAAGGGACGUGAGUUCUACCAGAACCAACUAACGCACGGUAUCUACCAUGCGGACAAGCAGGUUACCCGUUCGGAAGAGGACGGAAUCGUGUAUGGUACGCGCUCCCGCUCGGUUUCACGAGCACCGUCCGUGGCUCACCAGGUUGGUCCCGAACCGGACAUUUCAGCCGUCGUCGAAGCGCUUCAAUCGAUUGAAGCGACAACUGAGGAAGCUCCAGCACCGGUUGAAGGAGGAGAAGCACCGGCGGCUACCGAUGCUCCCGAAGAACCAACCAUCAAGAAGAAGAAGGAACCGAAGCAAUGGCGCAAGAAUUUGCAAGGUCUGCUGAAGGGACGCAUUCCUGGACCGAUUCCGGAGGAGCCAACCAAACACAAGGUGUUGGAAGUGAAGCAGAAGCUGUACUUCGAGGCUAACCUGAAGAAUCAAACCGUGGCGGAAGGGUCGCAUCUGAAGCUGGUCUGUUCGUGCGUUGGUCCGCAACCGACGAUCAAGUGGUUCAAGAACAAUAUCCCGCUUGUCUGGAGCAAGAAUGUGAAGAACGACACGAAGCUGGGCGUCGGUGCGGUACACAUCAUCUCGGCCGAGUUGAACGAUUCCGGCACGUACAAGUGUACCGCCAGCAAUACUUCCGGCGAGGUAGAAACCACCUGUAAGGUGAUCGUAUUCCCGAUUCCCGAGAAGCAGCACGUUGCACCGAGCUUUGUGCGCAAUGUUAAGGAGCACUACGACAUCCAGACGAAUGAUUUGGUGCUGGAGGUGAACGUGCGCGGCAAUCCAAUGCCGUCCGUCAAGUGGCUCCGGGACGGUAUUGAUCUGCAGGAUCCAACGGGCGAGAAAUUCUUCCCAAUGCGCGAACCGGGCGGCGUGUUCAAGCUCACCAUCCACGAUCCGCAAGCUAAGGACGAAGGGCAGUAUGCGUGUGAAGCGACGAAUGUUGUCGGUAAGGACGUUAUCCGCCAUGCGGUACGACGCAUCAUGGAGCGCAAGAUCGCCGAAAGCCAUGUGUUCGGUAUCGCCUACCAUGAUCCGAAUGUGAUGAAGCACGGUGUGUACGAGGAACCUCCAAAACCGGAACCGGUACCACGGCCUCACAGGGAAUUUAUCUUCCUGGAGGACGGUUCGUAUUACAUACGUGGACAAACGCCCGAAUAUCUGUGGGAGUAUGAAACGGAUACCAGCGCGGAAAGUGAGUACGAGGAGUACGUUUCGCCGGAACCGGAACCAGAGCCCGAGGUGCCAGAGGUGAUCCCAGAGCCCGAACCAGUACCGGAGGAAAAGGUACCGUCUCGCUCACCGUCGCCGGACUUUUUGAUUAAAACUCCACCGCCACCACCGCCCAAGCAACCGGAACCGGUCGAAGCGGACGAUGAAGAUGAGGAUGAGGAUGAGGACGAGGAGGAAGAGGAGGCACCACCGCCACCACCGAAGCGUGGUCCCAAGAUCAAGAAGCUGCGCAAGAAGCGUGUGAAGCAGCCAGUUCAGGAGGAAGAACAGGUGAUCGAGGCACCAGCCCCAGUUGAGACAGCACCGCAACCAGCUGUAGAACCGAUCCCUAAACCAGAGGAAGUGGCCCCGUCGGCGCCAGCCGAAGGAGAAACGGUUGAAGAUAAGGACAAGCUGCGCAAGGAGCGUUAUCUGCGUCUCUUCCCAGAGCUAAACCCGGACGAUGCGAAGCGCGUGGAUGCUCGGGCCGUGUUGCGUUUCGGCAGCACGCUGCAUGACAUCAACAUUGUCGAGGGCAAACCGGUGCGCUUGUUCUGUACCGUGCUGGGCUCCAAGGCCGACUUCAAAUGGUACAAGAACGGUGAGCCGAUGGAGUUUACCAAGCAGAUCAAGAACCUGUCCGAUGCGAAGGAAGGUACGGGUGUGGUGGCGUUCAACAAGGCAGCCCGUGAGGAUACGGGCGAGUACGAGGUGGUGGUGAAGGAUAAGUCCGGUGCCGUCAUCAAGGGUACCUGCAAGUUGAACGUGUUGCCCGCACCGGUUCGCAUUCCGGUUGCCGAAGGUGAAGCUCCACGGUAUGUGCGCUGCAUGACCCAGCACUACGAUCUUCGCGUGGACGAUCUCGUGCUGGAAACGCAGAUUAAGGGUACGGGUCCGAUCAAGGUGGAAUGGUACCUGGACGGUAUCAUCAUCCCAAACAAUGAGAAGUACAUCCAGAUCCGUGAACCGCACGGCAUCCACAAGCUGUGCAUCCACAAUCCACAGAUUCGCGACAAUGGCCGGUACAUGGUGAAGGCCAGCAACGACUUCGGUACGGAGGAGCUGAGAUAUACGCUCCGGUUUGAGGGUAAGGCGGCUGCGAUGCCGAUGUACCACAUGCACCAUGCCGACAAGCGUCGAACGUACGAGGAAGAAAAGGUAGAAGAACCGCGUCAACACCGUGAGGUCGUCUUCUUGGAGGAUGGAUCGUACUACCUAAAGGGACAGACACCCGAACGGUUCUGGGAGUGGGAAACGGACACCGAUGCUGAGAGCGAAUACGAAGAGUACGUGCCCGGGGAGACCGAAAGUGAGGAGGAGCCAGAAGUGGAAGAAGAAGAGGAAACGGAAGAGCAGGCGGAACCGGCGGAGAAACCAGCCUCGCCUGAAAAACCUCCUACCGAGCCCGCUGUGGAAGGUGCGGAGCAGGAGGAAGCGGAAGCGGAGGAAGAAGAGGAGGAAGAGGUUGAACCACCACCGAAGCCGAUCAAGCGUGGACCGAAGAUUAAGAAGUUGCGCCGCAAGGUGCCGAAAGAACCGUCUCCGGAAAAGGUUCCGGAACAGCCGAAGGAGGUGCCGAGACAGCGCGAACCACAGCGACAAGCAACCGGUGAGCCGAAGAUGAAACUCAGCCAGCUGAUAUCGAGCGGCAAGAGUUUGGCACCGCCGGAGGUACCGCGUGUCAAGCGCUGGAAGAAACCGAUCGAGGUGGAGUUCAUUUCGCAUCUGCGCAGCGGUACGAUCAAGAAGGGCAAAAAUUUGACGCUUAACUGCUGCUGCUCGGAUGCGCAGAAGAUCGAGGUGACCUGGCUGAAGGAUGACGAACCGCUGGUAAUGGGACCGCGCUGUCGUAGUGACGUUACGCGCCAGGGCUACUGUACGCUGGAUCUGGUCGAUCUGAGAGUGGAAGAUUCCGGUGUGUACAAGUGCGUGGCCAAGACAGCCAACGGUACCGCUACCGACUCCUGUCGCAUUACCGUCUUCGAGCUGGAAAAGAAGGCCGAGGUCGAGCUGGUACCGCCGACGUUCAUCACACCAUUGAGAGAGCUGUACCAUCCCACGACGAACGAUCUGCAUCUGGAGAUCCGUGUCCGCGGUAAUCCGGUACCAACGUUCCGCUGGAUGUACGACGCUAUACCGAUCCUGCAGAGCAACGAAAAGUACGAGAUCUUCAACCAGCACUACUACGAAAACGGUACCAAGAUUACGACCGUACAGCUGAUCAUUAACGAUCCACAGCUGCGGGACAGUGGCAAGUACACGCUGAUCGCCAAGAACGAUGUCAAGACGGUCGAAAUGUCUCGCCAGAUAUCGAUCCCGCUGCGCUUCGAUCAGCGGGUGCAGGCACCCAAGAAGCGCAUGGACGAUGUGGUGGUAGAAAACGAAGCACCGCGUGUCCUUCCGAAACCACCAACACCCGAACCGGAACCGGUCGUCGAGGAACCACCGGCUGAACCGGCCGAAGGAAAAGAGCAGGCAGAAGAGGAAGUGGAGGAGGAAAAGGAGGACGAAGAGGAGGAAGAUUAGGGAGUGUAUUGUAGCAGGCAUUAGGAUUAAGCUAGCAUGUUUAAGAAGUUUUGUUUUGUGUAUCUGAAUUUAUUUGUAAUAGGCCAUAGGCAGAUCAUCCUAACAGCGGACUAAACGGCCGCGGGAGAGGCCCCGAGCACCGAGGUUAGGCUCACAAGUAGAAAUAUAAUAUUGUAAUUUUAUUAUUUAA